Molecule: messenger RNA, 2442 nt
Organism: Macrosiphum euphorbiae (potato aphid)
Lineage: Eukaryota; Metazoa; Arthropoda; Insecta; Hemiptera; Aphididae
Source: the annotation of a GenBank genome assembly
AUGUAUUUGUAUGGUAUUAUCAAUGAAGACCAGGAGACCCAACUAUUGGCCGCUUUUGAGGCAAAAAACAAGUGCGCACUUAAGCCCUUCCCAAGUAUAAUGUCUCCGAUUACGGCUUGGGAAAAACUUCAACAGAAUCUACAUGGAGAAGACUUUCAUCAGAUUUAUAAUGAUCAUUUUCCAAUUGAAGUGAGGCAGUUGUUAUCCCCAUGGUUUGAAACUAAAGCUUGGACUGAUAUCGAUCCAGAUAAUUUAGAGCAUGAAGGUUAUAUUAAAGGUUUAUUUGUGUCUUUUGUGGAUGAAUUAGUAUCUAAAGCUAAUUCUAUGGUAACUAAUGAACAAUUCGUCAGUAAACUAAAACUAAUUGAUACAGCAAAAUUAUAUAAAGAGAAGUACUCUCAAAACCCAAAAGAGUUGAUAAGAAUAAUUAAAAAGUGUUUGGAAUCAGAAUCCUUAAUGGCUCAACAAAAUAAUUCUCUAAUGGAAGUCAAUGUAAAAUCUUCCCAAGAAUUAGAAAACAUUGAAAUUACGCAACAGAUGGACUUGAUAAGUAACCAUAUUACGCAUACAAAUGAGAUUCGCAUUACAAUCCAAUCAGACAUUGAUUCUUUUAAUAUUUUGUACUCUGAAUGUACAAAAUGUUCUCAACAUCUACAACAUAUGAGAAAUCAAAGAAUGAGCAUUCCUCAAGGACCCGAAAUUGAACGUAAAUUAAAACAGGAAAAAGAAUUGUAUGAAGGACAAUUGAAGACUCAAUCAUUAAGUCUUAACAAUGCUCUUUGUGUCUACAUAAACAAACUUAACGAAUCAUUAAAUUUGCUCAGUCCUGUUCAAGCUCAUAUUAUUGAUAAGGCAUUAAUUCAGUGGAAACGUGAACAACAGUUGGCUGGUAACGGAUAUAAAUACAUGAAAGAUAUAGAUGUCAUACAAACUUGGUGUGAGAAAUUAUGUGAUUUAAUAUGGAUAACACGUUCACAAAUUAAAGAAGCUGAUCGUUUCAGAGUGAAUUUGGGUCGUUAUUUUGAAUUACCUCAGUCGUGUGAAAUAAUUAAUACUCUUCUUGAUAUGACAACACAAUAUCUUUCAUCAUUAGUGGCAAGUACUUUUGUUAUCAUAACUCAACCACCUCAAGUAUUAAAAACUAAUACAAGAUUUGUAGCUGAAGUUCGUCUAUUAAUUGGAGGAAAACUCAAUAUUCAUAUGACAUCACCUGUGGUUAAAGUAUCUAUAGUCAGUGAAUCUCAAGCGAACCAAAUAAUUGGAAGAAAUAAACCAGAUGGAGAAUCUUGUGGUGAAAUAUUAAACUGCACUGGAAAAAUGGAAUAUCAACCAGUGCAGAGACAUUUGUCAACCAAUUUCCGAAGUAUGCAACUAAAGAAAAUUAAGCGCACUGAAAAAAAAGGCACAGAAUCUGUUAUGGAUGAAAAAUUUUCAAUUUUAUUUUCUUCCAAAUUUUUCAUUGGUAAUGAACUCCAAUUUGAGGUGUGGAAUUUGUCAUUACCUGUGGUAGUUAUUGUGCAUGGGAAUCAAGAUCCUCAUGCUUGGGCUACUGUAACUUGGGAUAAUGCUUUUGCUGAACCUGGCCGUGUUCCAUUUAAUGUUCCCGACAAAGUACCGUGGAGAAAUGUGGCAGAAGCUUUAAACAUGAAGUUUUCUGCAGCUACAGGUCGUGGUCUCUCAGAAGAAAGCUUGACAUUUUUGGCAGAAAAAGCUUUUAGAAUGCAAAAUGUGGAUUUUAAUCAUAUGGUUUUGUCAUGGUCACAAUUUUGUAAAGAACCAUUGCCACAAAGAAGUUUCACAUUUUGGGAAUGGUUUUAUGCCGUGAUGAAAAUAACUAGAGAACAUCUAAAAGGUCCUUGGACUGAUGGUGCCAUUAUGGGAUUCAUAAGAAAGUCUGAUGCAGAAGAGAUGUUGACAAGAUAUGCUACGGGUACAUUUUUAUUAAGAUUUUCUGAUUCAGAACUAGGUGGGCUAACUGUUGCCUGGGCUGGAUCCAAUGAUUCAGAUGCCUAUAGUUUACAUCCUUUCUCAGCUAAAGAUUUAUCAAUUCGAAACUUGGCUGAUAGACUAUUGGACUUGCCAUAUCUUACAAAGUUAUAUCCUGAUAUUGAUAAAAACCAAGCAUUCGGAAAAUACUAUACACAACCACCAAAUAUUAGCACACCUGUUACAAGUAAUGGAUAUUUAAAGCCAUUACUAGUUACGCAUGUUCCUGGUUGGGGCGGACCUGGAACCAACGGACAAGGAAUGAAUAGCUAUCCAAACACUCCUCAGAAUCACAUGUUUCAUGUAAACAGCCCUGGAAAUUGUAGCAUUAGAGAAACGUCAUCAGUGCACAGUGAACCAGUAAAUAAUAUGAUGGCAUUUGGAAAUGAUUCCUUAGAAAUGGAUUUUUCUUCGAACUUAAAUGACAUAUCGCAUGUGGAUGAAGCGUUUUUUUAA